GUGUUAGAAGAAUAAUUCUGGGCCAAUCCGAGCUGGGUUUGCAUAAGGAUGACACUUAUGCUGCUUAAAGAGGAAGAUGCUUAUUCGAGAACAUAAAAGACAGCAUUCAAAGAUUGCUCACAACUAAGAUAAGAUGGAGAACCAAACCAAGACUGACGAGAUCUUACUGCUAGGAUUUACUGAAAGUCACCAGCCUGAGAUGUUUCUAUUUGUCCUUUGCUUGGUCAUGUACCUGAUGGCCAUAUCUGGAAACGUUCUGAUUGUUAUUAUCACCCUUGUGGAUCUCCACCUCAGGACCCCAAUGUAUUAUUUCCUCAGGAAUUACGCCAUCUUGGAAAUUGGAUACACUUCAGCGGUCAUUCCCAAAGCUUUGAUCAAUUUGGCAUCGGGGAAGAAAACCAUCUCUUACGCAGGGUGUAUCAGCCAACUGUUUUUUUAUUUCUUUUUGGGCACUACAGAUUUUUUCCUUCUGACGGUGAUGUCCUUCGACCGCUAUGUGGCCAUCUGCAAUCCUUUAAGAUACGCCACCAUCAUGAACCAAUGGGUUUGCACUUGGAUGGUGCUGAUCUCUUGGAUUGCAGGAUUCAUCUUGAUUUUUGGCCAAACCAUAUGUUUUGCACAAUUCCCCAUCUGUGGCUCAAACAUCAUUGAUCACUUUUUCUGUGACAGUAAACCACUGAUGAAACUUCUCUGUGGGGAUACGCGUCUCCUGAAGCUCGUUGGCUUCAUCCUUUCUAUUUUUUCACUUCUAGGGACUUUAGCGAUCACCACAAUAUCCUACAUGAUAAUCAUUUCCACCAUCCUUCGCAUCCCAACGGCUGCAGGGAGGAAAAAGGCCUUCUCCACCUGCGCCUCCCACAUCAUUGUGGUCUCCAUCACAUAUGGAAGCUGCAUCUCUAUGUAUCUCAUCCCUGAGGAAAGUGAAGGGAAAAAUUUCAACAACGCAGUGGCCGUUCUCAACAAUGUGGUUUGUCCCCUCAUGACCCCGUUUGUCUACACUCUGAGGAACAAGCAGGUCAAAGAUGCUUUGAAAGAUGCCUUGGGAUGCAAGAGGAUAACUCAUAAAAUAUGAGGAAUGUCAACAUAUUUGAAAGAGGAAGACAAAAAAAGGAAAUAAUGAAUGUGGUCAGAGUAAAAAUAGAUUGGUGAUAUCUGUUGAACCUGUGAUUGAUUGAUUGAUCAGGUGCCUAUGUAACUGGUGGUGAGGGUAAGGGGGAUUAAAUGUUUUAUAUUGGAAGUUUUGGAACUAGUUCAUUGCAAAAUGUUUCUUAAUUCAUCCUUGCAAUAAAACAGACCAAGCUU
Molecule: messenger RNA, 1302 nt
Organism: Pantherophis guttatus
Lineage: Eukaryota; Metazoa; Chordata; Lepidosauria; Squamata; Colubridae
Product: olfactory receptor 6C65-like
Biological process (GO): G protein-coupled receptor signaling pathway
Cellular component (GO): membrane
Molecular function (GO): olfactory receptor activity; G protein-coupled receptor activity
Source: RefSeq, a predicted model, not a curated record